GAGUCCAUGCCUUGACAGCUCAGGGCUGUUUUGGCAGCACAAGGGGGGACCAACACAAUAUUAUAGUCAUUAUGUUAUGCCUGAUCGGUGUAUUCCCGGAUUCCCGGAUAUUAAUGUAGUACUGACUCCUGGCCAUUCACACUCUUGUGCCAGUAUCAUUAAUACACACUAACCCAUUUUUCAUCCAUUGAUUCUUCAAUUAUUUUACCAUUUAAGUCUGUAUUCUUCUACCAGUGUUAUGGCUAUUAAAGUCACCACAUCACACAACUUUGUCCCCAUUUAGUUCUAUCAACUCUUCUAACUUUUCUUCUUGUAAUAUUUGACAUGGGUUGUAGAAGUUAAUCACCUUGAAGCUACUUUUAUCAGUCCUGAUUUCUACAAUAAUUGCUUCUUUUUCAUUAAUACUUAUUUCUCUAAACCUCACUCCUUGUUCAAUAACAGUUACGACUCCUCCAGUUCCUCUUUACCUAUCUUUAUGUAUUCCUUCAUAACCUUGAAUUUUAAAAUCAAGAUGCGGUUUUAGCAUGUUUCUUGAAUACAUGCCAACUUGAUGUGUGAAUAUUAGCUACAUCAUGCUACAAACUUUAAUUGUCUCAGGCUUUGCUCUUGGUAACACUAUUGAGACGGAAACCAAAGGCAUCUGGAUGAGUUGUGUCCGUCACCCCUAUAAAGAAGGACACACUCUGGUGCUGCUGGACACAGAGGGACUCGGUGUUGUGGACAAGGGAGACUCUAAGAAUGACGGCUGGAUCUUCUGUCUGGCUGUUCUGCUCAGCAGCACUCUGGUGUACAACAGCCGCGGCACCAUCGAUAACAAUGCAGUGGAGAAGCUGCACUAUGUUAGUGAGCUCGCUGAAAAGAUCAAGAUUGAAUCGGUAGAAGCAGCAGAAGAGGAAUUUCUGACUGAGGACGAGUACCUUGAGUUUGCCCUCCAGCUGAAGAAAGGUGUAAAUAAGAAAAUCAGCGUCUACAACCUGCCCCGUAACCUGGAGGUCACGGGUCGUUUUUGUGAUCACAUUUUUCACAAGAGUUUUGUGAAAACACUGAAAGGAGGACACAAAGUUACUGGCAAAUUGCUCGGGAAUCUGGUGCAGAUUUAUGUGGAUACAAUCAGCAGUGGGAAGGUGCCCUGUCUGGACAAUGCAGUGGUUACUCUGGCAAAUCUAGAGAACCAGGCAGCUGUUCAAGAAGCUUUGAAAGUGUAUCAGAGUGGGAUGGAAGAGGUGAAGAACAAGUUCCCAGUAAGUGUGGAUGAUAUUUCCUCAGAGCACCAGAAGUUCAGCAGUCUGGCCACCGCUGAGUUCAUGAAACGCUCCUUUAAAGAUGAAAAAGGAGAAUACCUAACAAAACUGAUGGUGAGUUUCACAUGCACAAUUAUGCCAGCUAUUGAAAGCUGUGUAGGUAAAACCUCACUCCCCUGA
This is a messenger RNA of Megalobrama amblycephala (Wuchang bream), 1421 nucleotides long. Its product is annotated as guanylate-binding protein 4-like. Gene Ontology annotation, molecular function: GTP binding; GTPase activity. The coding region runs from base 573 to 1421 and encodes 282 amino acids. The transcript has 7 exons. The record is from RefSeq and is a predicted model, not a curated record. Lineage: Eukaryota; Metazoa; Chordata; Actinopteri; Cypriniformes; Xenocyprididae.